Messenger RNA from Coregonus clupeaformis (lake whitefish), 1799 nucleotides. RefSeq lists its product as uncharacterized. The coding region runs from base 36 to 1799 and encodes 587 amino acids. The record is from RefSeq and is a predicted model, not a curated record. Lineage: Eukaryota; Metazoa; Chordata; Actinopteri; Salmoniformes; Salmonidae. The transcript is spliced from 3 exons.
UUUGGGGGUAUGAAGACACAGACGGCUGGUGUGGAAUGUCUGUGUCGUCAUAUUACCUUACAGACUGUCUUCUGCAGGAGUUUCAGAGGCAGGAGCCAUCAAUCACGCAGCUCUUACAGGGCACAUUUGGACAGGUGUUGAGAUCCGACCACACCCGGAAGAUUGCCAGGAAAGUCACUCUUACAUCAGGCACAAUGUCAUCUUAUGCUGUGAUGAACGAGAACUGGAUGAUCAUCUCUUGGGUGAUGGUGCAGUCCGAGAGUGAAAGGUCUUUGGAGCCCAUGUAUGAAGGUCUGGCCACACGCUACACUGCUGCUGGAAUUGAAAAGGCCAAUUACCAUUGGGUGGACAGGGACUGCUGUGCAGCCUUCAGGGUCCAGAAUUCUCAUCCAGCUGAGCACCUUUUGAGGGAAGCCUGGAGGACUACAGAGGCUACUGUUGCAGAGGUGACAUCCGGGGACUUGACCAACAUCUGUGCUUCGAGGUCAAAGUUUAAUGAGUUCAUCUCUGUAAAGCUGGACUUGUUCCACUGUAUGAGACGAUUCUGCCGGGAGUGUGUCUCAGAGCAUCAUUCCUUAUACAGCUCUUUCUGUCAGUUCCUCUCGGCUGCCUUCACAAUUGUGGAUCAGCAGGAUCUGAAGAGACUGAAGGAGGCCUAUGUCUUCUGUGGGAUCGUGCCAGCAAAUCCAACAAAGCAGCAUAUCCGGGAGCACUGCAGGACAAAGAUCCCUCAGCCACGAGAGCUUGUGAAGAGAGUGGAAGAAGUUCUCCUUCACUUCCACCUGUUAAAAGAUGUAAAUGACAUCCCUCUCUUCAAACCGUCCAUGCUGAAAGCCUGGAGGAUCCAGCGAGUCCACAUGCUGAGGGGCUGUCUCAGUGACCCAGAACAGGAGGAUGGGAUUCUGUACAGAUACGGUGGCACGCUGCAACUCAACCAUGUCCAGGGUGAAGGGGCAUCUGUGCCCGUGUGGAUUCCAAUCAGAGGCACUUCACAGCAAGAGGGCUACCACUUCCACCAGGCUCAGUGGGUGACUGGGAACAAAGUCUCCCCAGAGUUAUUUCAGGCCCAGGGUAUGACUGGUGUGGCACGCUGGAAUUUCCAGAGAUUGGUGGAUCUCAAACAGCCGGGUGUGGUUUUGCCUGCAGUGUUUGACCCACUACUGAUCACAGACUUGAACAUGGCCUCUGUGAAUGUGACGGGGAGCGCCAAAUAUCCAGCACUACAAGUCUCCAACAGGGACACGGGAGAGAGGUUUGGACUCGAGUACGUUGAGCAAGGGUGCCGUGCUGUUCCUCUCGACUGGGAAAAGCACAGAUCUCAGAAGAGGACAGACAUGUCCGUAUUCCUGACCCCUCUCCCUGUUGAGAAAUGUCAACCCUCAGCAACACAGCUGCCGCCGACUGUCAGAUUUCCUGAUUCUGCAGCUCCUGCUACUGAGGCUUUAAAGAGAGAAAGCACUGAGGAGCCCCAGAUGGACAUAGAUCUGCCCUGCACACCUCCACUGCCUAUGACCGCCUCACCAAGAAGUGCACGCACGGGGCCUAUCAAGACUGGUGGCCGGGUCUUUGUGUUGGACCACAAUCGGUGGCCUGGCCCAAUGAGGGUGGCUAUUGAUGGUCUGCUUGCCAGGCAUCAUGGACAGAAGGACAUGCUGAAACUGGUGGACUUUGACUAUGCUUCCAUGGUGCAAAGUUCAUGUGCAGACCCCAACAGCCUGCUUCACCCAACCACCAAACACCACAUUGGAAGGUAUAUUAAACACCUGGCCAAAUUAAAAAACACCAGUUCCUCCCCUUAA